UGAUUGCGGCAGCUGCAAGAUAAAUUUUGGGAAGAAAUUAGAGCAUUAUUUGAUGUGUAUAAAAGGGCUAGAUGUUGAUUCUGUUAUAUCUGGGUAUAUAUAUUAUGAAGGUUAUUGGGAGAGAGAUAUGUUACAAUUGAUGCUAAAAAUACUACAAGCUUAUCCUAAUGCUACAUUGCUGGAUGUUGGAUCAAAUAUUGGUAUGUUCAGCGUCACUGCUGCUGCUGCAAACUACAGUGUCGUGGCAGUGGAUCCGUUCAAAACUAAUCUAGCAUACAUCAGACUAAGCACUGUACUGCACGGAAGCCAAGAUAAUGUACGGUACAUACCUCAUACAAUCAGAGUGAUCCAUAUCAUAUUGGAAUAUCUUCAAGGUGCAACACCCUUUGUCACUGCAGACGUUGCUAGAACCAAACCGAGUGAAGAGAUAGGAGAAGGGGUAGAGUCAAUAACAUUUAACGAACUUCUUGAUGUUGUGCAUACUGAUACAGUUAUAGUUAAAAUGGACAUCCAGGGAGCAGAAUGUAAGGCCCUGAUACCUUUCCUGCAGAAAAAGAUAAAGACAAAAUACAUUCCAUAUAUAAUAAUGGAAUGGCAAUGGAUUACAUACAAUAUGAUGGGACUGUGCCCAGACAUUCAACCUCUUAUAAAGGCAUUUCUGGACAAUGGUUACUUUCCUGCCAAUGUUACUACAAGACAUGAACUAGAUAUUGAAACUCAGAAGACCUGGUAUGAUGUACUUUGGGUUCAUCAGGAUGCCAUACAUUAGAAAAAGUUCUACAUAAAUGGACUGAUUACUCCUCUUUGCUUUUGAAUGAUAAAAAGGAUAUAUUGCUCCUAAAUGAUAAAAAAUAAGAUAUAUUGCGCUUCUGAAUGAUUGAAAAAAAAACAGUUUUUAAGAAAGCUGUUAGCUUUUUUACACUAAGAUUUGAGAACACCUUGAUAUUUUAGGAUGGACAAAAUCAAAAUAAACUAUUUUAUAUUUUAACUUUUUUAAGAUUUAUAACAGUUUGAUAGAUAGCCAGAUAAUUACUCCAAUAUCUCAAUUACAUUGCUUCAUAGCUUUUUAAAAAUCUCCCCCAGGGAUUGUCAACCCUAUUGAAAAUGUACAUAAUAACCCAAUUUCCAUAACUUGCUCAAACAAAGAAUUCUUUCAGUCAUAUACAGUUAAACUACUUCUGCAUCCAUUGCUUAAUUCCAAACUCUAAAUAAUUAUUUUACUUACAAUUUAAAGAAAAAAACUUUUAAAUCUUAAGCAAAGUUCUUUAAGCCCGUUUCACACCAAGAUAAAAAUGAAGGAGGGGGGCUACCAAGAAAUACGGGCAGCUUACACAAAAUAUUUCGGGCACCAAUAAUGGAUUUCUUAAAAGAAAAAUUAUUUUAUUUUAUAUCAUUUUAAAGUUAAGUAUUUGCUAGAAAAUUGUUUCUGUUUAAAAUAUUAGUCUUACCAUCACAAAAGAGUUAAAAACUGUGGAUUAAAAAGAAUCGCAUACUGAGAAAUUAUUAUUUAUUAUUUACAUGGUUUUUUGUUUAGCUU
Molecule: messenger RNA, 1537 nt
Organism: Eurytemora carolleeae
Lineage: Eukaryota; Metazoa; Arthropoda; Copepoda; Calanoida; Temoridae
Exons: 12
Coding region: 53-769 (238 amino acids)
Source: RefSeq, a predicted model, not a curated record